Spirodela intermedia is the source of this 479-nucleotide messenger RNA. The record is from the annotation of a GenBank genome assembly. NCBI's taxonomy places the organism in Eukaryota, Viridiplantae, Streptophyta, Magnoliopsida, Alismatales, Araceae.
AUGGACGUUGCUGCGGCGGAGGAGCGGCGGUGGGAGGCGGUGGCGAUGGCCUUCGUGGAACACUAUUACCACCUGUUGGACACCAGCAGCCCGUCGCUGGCCGGGCUCUACGAUUCUACCUCCCUGCUGUCCUUCGAAGGCCAGCCGGAGUUCGGCGCGGAGGCGAUCGCCCGGCGGCUUGCGGCGGCACCGCCCUUUGACCGGUACCGCCACCGCGUCUCGACGGUGGACUGCCAGCCGUCGCCGCCCACCGGGGGCAUCCUCGUCUUCGUUAGCGGCAGCCUCGAGCUCCCUGGCGAGGAGCACCGCUCCGGUUCAGCCAGGUUCUCCACCUCUCUCCUUCUCCCACCCGCCGAGCUUCCCCCAUCGCCAUUAAUGGCGGUCUCUCCUCCCUCUCGUUGCAGAUGUUCCAGUUGGUCCCGACCCCGCAAGGGGGCUUCGUCGUGCAGAACGACAUCUUCCGCCGCCUCUACACCUGA